This is a messenger RNA of Purpureocillium lilacinum, 813 nucleotides long. RefSeq lists its product as uncharacterized. Gene Ontology annotation, cellular component: cytoplasm. The record is from RefSeq and is a predicted model, not a curated record. Gene Ontology annotation, molecular function: protein-folding chaperone binding; ubiquitin protein ligase activity. Gene Ontology annotation, biological process: positive regulation of proteolysis; protein quality control for misfolded or incompletely synthesized proteins; proteasome-mediated ubiquitin-dependent protein catabolic process. Lineage: Eukaryota; Fungi; Ascomycota; Sordariomycetes; Hypocreales; Ophiocordycipitaceae.
AUGUCUCGGUCACUCCAGCUCAAGGAGGAGGGCAAUCGCCACUUUCAGACUGGCGACUAUGUCGGCGCUGAAAGCCUCUACUCUCAAGCAAUCCUCGUCGAUCCCAAGAAUCCCGCCCUCUUCACCAACCGUGCCAUGGCCCGCCUCAAGCUCCAGCACUGGGACUCGGUCAUCUCCGAUUGCAACACCUGCCUGGCGCUCGCGCCCUCCAACAUGAAGGCCAACUACUACCUCGCCCAAGCGCAGCUCGCCAUCCGCGACUACGAUGCCGCUCUCGAGAGCGCCAACAAGGCCCACGAGCUCUGCGCCGCCACAAACGACCGUUCUCUCGCCGCCGUCACCGGCCUCGUUCUGCGCGCCAAGAAGGAGCGCUGGGAGAGCCGCGAGAAGCGGCGCGCCAGAGAGGCUGUCGACCUUGAGCGUGAGCUGCGCGAGCUGCUUCAGUCGAGGCGCGACCAGCUCCUCGCCUCCGAGCCCGACGAGGCUGAGAAAGAUACCAUCCGCGAGGAGACAGACGCCAAGGCCGAGCUGCUCAAGGACAUGUUCGAACGCGCCCGCGCACAGGCCGGCGUUCGUCGCGAAGUGCCCGAGUGGGCCAUCGACGACAUUUCCUUUGGCAUCAUGGUCGAUCCAGUCAUCACCAAGACGGGCAAGUCAUACGAGCGUGCCUCCAUCAUGGAGCACCUACGCCGGCACCCCAGCGACCCGUUGACCCGAGAGCCGCUACAGCCUUCCGAGCUGCGACCCAACCUCGGACUACGGCAGGCCUGCGAUGAGUUUCUGGAGCACAAUGGCUGGGCCGUUGAUUAUUAG